GGAAGCGGAAGCGCGGCCGGGCCGGAGCCGGUGGCGGCGGCGGGCAGAUGGCGGAGUGCGGGCCGCAGCCCCCGGGGGGUGGCAGCGGGGCUGCGGGGGCGCCGAGCCGGCAUGAGAAGAGCCUGGGGCUGCUGACUACCAAGUUCGUGUCGCUGCUGCAGGAGGCCAAGGACGGCGUGCUCGACCUCAAGCUGGCUGCAGACACCUUGGCUGUGCGGCAGAAGCGGCGGAUCUACGACAUCACCAACGUGCUGGAGGGCAUUGGCCUGAUCGAGAAGAAGUCCAAGAACAGCAUCCAGUGGAAAGGGGUGGGUCCUGGCUGCAACACCCGAGAAAUAGCUCACAAACUGAUCGAGCUGAAGGCAGACAUAGAGGACCUGGAGCAGCGAGAGCAGGAGCUGGAGCAGCAGAAGAUGUGGGUGCAGCAGAGCAUCCGCAACGUCACCGAGGACGUGCAGAACAGCAGCUUAGCAUAUGUGACACACGAAGACAUCUGCAAGUGCUUCACAGGAGACACCCUCCUUGCCAUCCGAGCUCCCUUGGGCACACGCUUGGAGGUUCCCAUCCCUGAGGGCCUGAAUGGGCAGAAGAAAUACCAGAUCCACCUGAAGAGCACCACUGGCCCCAUCGACGUUCUCUUAGUAAACAAAGACGCUUGGAGCUCCCCUCCUGUGGUGCUCCCUGUCCCUCCCCCUGAGGACCUCAUCCAGUGCCAAGCUGUCACACCCUCGAAGCCACAGAUCCAGAUCCCAGCACCCACCCAGCUGCAGGAGGCUUCAGUUCCCAGCAGCACCCAGCCCUCCACACCCACACCCAGCAGCACGCAGGACCGCAGCUCCCCCGAGCAGAACGCCACCAGCACAGGGGGCAGUGUCCCAGCAGCAGAGCCCAGGAGCAGUGAGCUGGAGCCCCUGGGCAGCGUGGCAGCGGCCGGCUUGGACACUCAGGCACUGCAGUCCUCUGCCUCCCUGGACAGCAGCUCCAUCCUGCCCAGCCCUUCCACCUCCUUUGAGCCCAUCAAGCCAGACCCCACUGGAAUACUGGAGCUGCCCAAGGAGCUGUCAGAGAUGUUUGAUCCAACCAGAGAGUGUAUGAACUCUGAGCUGCUGGAGGAGCUGAUGUCCUCUGAAGUGUUUGCUCCCUUGCUGCGCCUGUCCCCUCCACCUGGUGACCACGACUACAUCUACAACCUGGACGAGAGCGAAGGUGUCUGUGACCUCUUUGACGUGCCUGUCCUCAACCUCUGAGCCGCCCGCAGCCCGGCGGGCACAGGCCCUGCUGGGACUCUGCCAAGUGUCUGGGUUUGGAUUCCUGUGCUGGAGCUGGAUGGGUGAGCCACCCUGAGAUGCUCUCCUGUGGACUCAGAGCCAAGAGAGGUGGACCUGCAGAUUGGGAGCCACCCCAUAGCUUCUUCCUCUUCCUCUGCUGCCCGUGCAGGGCACACCUCAGCCCCCAUCUCCCUCUCCACUGCCCCCUGGGCCUGCCUUCGUGGGGGCUGCCUUUGAGUCUGCCCAGUUAACCCGUAGAGUGCCCACAUGCCUCUGAGCUUCCUCACUGCUGCCUGCCUUGCACUCCCACAGGCACUUUGCACCUCCUAGGUGCCAGCUGCUGCCAGGAGCCCUGCAGCUGUGGUCAGUUCCCAAUCUCAGAAGUGGUUCAGUGGAUCUGUGAGCAGGGCAGGCUGGGGGGGGGUUGUGUUGCUGAGUGACAGCAAGGAGGAUGCAGUGGCACUCAGUGGGCAUUUCUUCAGUGGCUGCAGGCCAAGCCAGGAUGUUUGCCAAGGAGAAGCACUUUUUGGAGCCAGUUGUGCCUCCUGGUGGGAUUCAGGAGCUGAGUUGCUAGCAGGACCCAGGCAUACUGGUUGUGCUGAUGCAGGAGCAUGGGAGCUGCAGGAGCAUGGGAGCUGCAGCUCCAGGCACAGCAGCUGUGCUGGCUUUGACAGGACUAAAGAGGUGCCAGUGUGGCAUUUAAGCUGUUACUUGGUUUAACCUGGGUGAGGAGAUGCAUGGAAGGAUGAGACUGCUCCAGCUGGUGCCUCCAAGGUACUCCAGGUACACCAGAGCCUGCUCAUAGCUGCAAGUAGCUGUCUCCAGCUAUUGCAGCUGAGCCUUCAGUGGUCUGGAGGCGACCCAGCAGUAACCAUCUGGCAGUGCUCCACCCCUAGGUGUUGUCAAAGGAGUGCUUUGUGCCCUCCUCUGUUUCUCUCUGGGCUCAGGAUCAGGUUUUCUGUAUAUUUGAAUUGCUCCUCCAGUGCCCAUCGCCACGCUUCCAAUUCCUGAUCCUGCAGCAGGUCACUUCCUAGUGUGCAGCUUUCUCUGCAUCAUUCUCCUGCCACAUGCUCUCUGUUGCUUUCUUCUUGCCUUCUGUGGUGGAAGUUGUGCUUUUGGCUUCCUUGGGGUGAUCAGAUGGUACCAGCCCUGGAUCCUAGAGUGAAACACCACACUGGUGCUGUGCUUCCUGCUCAGAUGCCGUUUGGUUGUCUUCAGUUCUGCACAUCUUCUGGUGCUAGCAGCUGUCUUGCCUUUCCUGCUCCACCAGCUGCCGGGGAGGGGGGUGGGCACUGCAGGGAGGUGGCUUUCAGCUGUCCUGGUGACUUGCUGGUGCAUCAUCUCACUGUCUGUGAGCCACAGGAGCAGCUGCAGCACCAGCAGCUGGGGCUGUAAAGCCACCCAUUCCUGGAGCCACAGAAGUGAGCAGAGUUAUGUCCUGGGGACCUGCAUCCCCGAAGUGGCUCCUCAGGCCCUCCUGGUCUGUGUGGGACUCCUCCAGAAGAGCUGCUCCUCUCUGCAGCUCCAAGCACAGGUAUCCUCUCAGGAGAAGUGUGAAGAAUUUCAGAGGAACGUUGGGAUGCUCUCUAGUGUGACAGCUGCUGCCCAUGGACUGGUGCACACCCAGCCUGCAUGCAGCCUGUCCCCAAACUCUCCCCUCUUGGCAUGGACGCUGGCCGGAACCCCUCAGUCCCGUGUCUGUUAGCUGCCUCCAUGGCUGGCUGUGUUCUGCCUGGCCCUCACCCUCCUCCCACCUGCCCCCACUUAGGCCACCUUCAGAAAAAGGUUAGAGAAGAAUUUACGUCGCAGAUGAACUUUGGGUUCCUAUAUAAAGAUUAUUUUUAUACUUUU
This is a messenger RNA of Pogoniulus pusillus (Red-fronted tinkerbird), 3119 nucleotides long. It is a transcript of the gene E2F4, whose product is annotated as E2F transcription factor 4. NCBI's taxonomy places the organism in Eukaryota, Metazoa, Chordata, Aves, Piciformes, Lybiidae. Gene Ontology annotation, biological process: regulation of transcription by RNA polymerase II. The transcript has 10 exons. The record is from RefSeq and is a predicted model, not a curated record. Bases 48 to 1247 code for a protein of 399 amino acids. Gene Ontology annotation, molecular function: RNA polymerase II cis-regulatory region sequence-specific DNA binding; DNA-binding transcription factor activity, RNA polymerase II-specific; protein dimerization activity. Gene Ontology annotation, cellular component: RNA polymerase II transcription regulator complex.